GCUGGAGCGCUGCAGCUCCCCAUGCUAUUCCUUUCUCCACUGCUGCAGAUUUCCAGGGCUCUGAGAAAAGGAGGAGGACCCAGAUUCUGCUUUUCAGAUCCACGCGCUGAUCCCCACUACAACCAGUGACCUGAACUUGGAGUCUGAGUAGGGUGGCCCUGGUGACUGAGAUGGCAUCGUCUCUAAAGAUCUGGGGCACACUCUUGGCCCUGCUUUGCAUCCUAUGCACACUGCUUGUAGAGAGCAAGGAAGUUUCUUGGAGAGAAUUCAUGAAACUGCACUACUUAAGUCCAAGUAGAGAAUUCAAAGAGUACAAAUGUGAUGUCCUCAUGAGAGAAAAUGAAGCUCUGAAAGACAAGAGCUCUCACAUGUUUAUCUAUAUCUCAUGGUACAAAAUCGAGCAAAUAUGCACUAGUGACAACUGGAUGGAUCGCUUCCGAAAUGCAUAUGUAUGGGUCCAGAAUCCUCUCAAAGUACUCAAGUGUCACCAGGAGAACUCCAAAAAUAGCUACACAGAGAGCAGGAGCUUCAACUACAUUGAAUUCCAUUGUAGCAUGGAUGGGUAUGUUGAUAGGAUAGAAGACCUAAAGAUGAUAGAACCUAUCAGCAACUAGAAAGUCUUUGCACAUCCUUAGGUAUUGGUAGAAUAUUCAGUGCUUUCUAAGUAGCGGCCCCUGCCUCCAUCAAUAGCCCCUACCACUCCCCACUUGCAUUUAUUUGUCAAUGUUUUCCAAAUACUUAGAGUUAUGAAUAGCAUAAUUUCUUGAUACCAUAACCUUGCCUGUGUUGUUUCUCUGCCUGGAAUACACUUUUGUCUUCAUUUACCUAAUUUACUCUUGCACUUUUGUCAACAUUCAGCUCAUAUGGCAUCUGUUCUUGACUAACCUAAGACUUCCUGAUAUUGCCUCUCUUGAUACACACCCAAGCUGAACAAUCUUCCCUUCCCUAAAUAAAUUAUAUGAUUCCAAUGUGUGUGACAUUCAUAUAUGUUAUGUGCACGGAGUAAGUAUUGUGUGAUUGAUAUGGGUGUGUGUGAUCUAGACAGUGCAUGCGAUUGAUGCUGUGCAAGGGAUUUAAGGUAUAUUUUAUGGGUGUAUGUCUAAUGUAUGUAAUAUGUUUCUGUAUAUGAUGGUGGUGUAAAUGAUUGUGUGCUUAGUUCAAUACAAGUUGUGAUGUAGGCAUUGAUUGCAGCAUCAAUUUGAAAUAAUCAAAAGUGUCAGAAUCCAGUUUUAAAGAGUUGAUUCAAGCAAAAGGCUAGGAGUGGCCAUUCAGUGACACACAGACUCCACAGAAAUGGGUUCAGUGCUCCAAAGCUGAAAAUUAAGUUCUUGCUUAUGUAGGAAAAAGACAAAAGAAUUCAACAGAAUUACAACAAUUUCUAUACCAGCUGGUUUAAGAGUUACAACAAAUUAAUUCGUUACAGUUUGUCCCUGACUUCAAGUCUUCUUUUCUUUUCUUUAUAGCUUGUUUUCACUUCCUUUUCAAUUUAAAAGAGUGUUUUUAACAUUCCGUCUUAAUGUGAUAGUGAUGAAGUCUUUCUAAGAGGAGAGGGAAGUUACUCUAUAAUGAAGACCAACAGUGGAGAGGAAAGGAGUCUUCUCCUGUACCCUUCGGUAAAUUACAACAUUUCACCAAACAAUGCAGGCAAGAAAGAAGGUUUAAUCUAUAAACAGAGAAACCAUGGUUACAGCUGCCUUGGUUACAGUGGCCUGGCAUGUGGCUGAGGCCCCAAAAUCACAUUUCUUUAAGGUUAAAAAUAAUUUAGAGUUCCAACAACUGAGUUGUUAAAUUACUUAUUUUCACAGUGGUGACAUGUUUUAGUUCCAUUCAGAUUUUGGGGCACUGGCAGAGCUCACUGGGUGUAAAACACGUAGCAUGGUUUCUUGCUUAUAGUAGGUGCUCAGUGAAAAUUGCUUCGUUUCUCAACUCAUUCUUUGGCUUAGUACUUUCAUUUUGACUUUGAUAAACAAACAUAACAAAUGCUCAUCAAUCAUUUGCUCUCCCUAACUCUAGAGAUGGGGAUUUACACAAUAAAAAUACAUGCUGGAUAUGUUGGCUCACACCUGUAAUCCUAGCACU
Messenger RNA from Cercocebus atys (sooty mangabey), 2079 nucleotides. It is a transcript of the gene EDDM3B, whose product is annotated as epididymal protein 3B. NCBI's taxonomy places the organism in Eukaryota, Metazoa, Chordata, Mammalia, Primates, Cercopithecidae. The record is from RefSeq and is a predicted model, not a curated record. The transcript has 2 exons. Bases 171 to 614 code for a protein of 147 amino acids.